AUGACUACCGUCUCCACCACAAUCACACCUACCGUGUUGGCCUACAAGCCUCCUCAUCCGGAACUCAAGGAAUUUGUUCCGGCUCGCGAUCGCGCGUUUUUCGCAGACCCGGCAAAGGCAUCACUGUUGGGCCUGGCGACGGCUGUCGAAGAAGUCACCCCGAUUAUCGGGACGGAGCUCAAAGGCGUCCAACUGAGCAAACUUACCGACCAGCAAAAGGAUGAGCUUGCGCUGCUUGUAGCCGAGAGAGGCGUUGUAUUCUUCCGUGACCAGGAUAUCACCCUCGACCAGCAGCAUGCGCUUGCAUCAUACUAUGGCAUUCAAGACAGAGAUCCCAACCAGCAAGAUCCCAGACAUGUAACCAUCAUUGGCCGAGGCGGAAACACUCGAGCCCAUGGCAAUUACACAGGCGAAUGGCAUGCAGAUCACUCGUUCGAGGUGAACCCGCCUUCCUAUACACUGUUGCGCCUAGUCAAGACUCCCCCAACCGGCGGAGACACAAUCUUCACCAGCCAAGUCGGGUUGUUUGAUAAACUGAGUCCCGCUUUCCAGAAGGCUAUUGAGGGCCUCCACGCAAUCCACUCUUCAGAUAGAGCGUACCUGGCUUCCAUCAACGGCGGAGGAACACCACACAGAGCCCCCAUCGCCACUGCUCAUCCUCUGGUGCGAACUCAUCCAGUGACCCGCCUCAAGAGUCUCUUUUACAACCCAUCCUUCAUCGAUCGCAUCCAGGAGCUCAACGCCCAGGAGUCUCACCACAUUCUCGCCUUCCUCCGCGAGCACCUCUCCAACGCAGAUGACUUGACGGCGCGGUGGAAAUGGACUCCUGGCGCGGUCGCGUUCUGGGACAACAGAAUUAUCGCCCACAGGGCUGUGCCAGGCGGUUACGACACGGAGCUGAGAGAAGGGAAGCGAACGGCCGUCCAUGGCGAGCGACCGUUCUAUGACCCCGAGAACAGCGAGAGCUUGUCGGAGAGGACUGAGCGACUUGCAAAGGAGAAGGGCGUCAACGGAAACGGAGUCGUCAACGGAAACGGGCUCGAGGACAAGACAAAGGACCUGGUGUUGAAUAAUUAG
Trichoderma aggressivum f. europaeum is the source of this 1077-nucleotide messenger RNA. RefSeq lists its product as uncharacterized. Gene Ontology annotation, cellular component: cytoplasm. The record is from RefSeq and is a predicted model, not a curated record. Gene Ontology annotation, molecular function: 2-oxoglutarate-dependent dioxygenase activity. Lineage: Eukaryota; Fungi; Ascomycota; Sordariomycetes; Hypocreales; Hypocreaceae. Bases 1 to 1077 code for a protein of 358 amino acids. The transcript is spliced from 5 exons.